CGUUACGCUACCUCUGCGUCCUAAUUCCUAUCCAACUUAAAGACCAAAAUAAAUAAAAAAACACUUUGCUAAUUUUUUCUGCGAUCCAUUUCUCAACUCUCCCGUCUUCCGUCCCUUUCCUCCGCUGGUCUUCUCUCUCUGUGCGUGUUCGGGGUUAGGGUUUAUUUGUUGACCUUGACCCAAGAAGCGAUGGGGCAGCAAUCGCUGAUCUACAGCUUCGUCGCUCGGGGAACGGUGGUCCUGGCGGAGUUCACAGAGUUCACCGGCAACUUCACCAGCAUAGCCGCUCAGUGCCUCCAGAAACUCCCCGCUUCCAACAACAAGUUCACUUACAACUGCGAUGGCCACACCUUCAACUAUCUCGUCGACAACGGCUUCACCUAUUGUGUGGUCGCUGUGGAGUCUAUCGGGCGACAGGUUCCGAUUGCUUUCCUUGAGAGGAUUAAGGAGGACUUCACUAAGAGAUAUGGUGGAGGAAAAGCUGCAACAGCAGUUGCCCAAAGCCUGAACAAAGAAUAUGGGCCCAAGUUGAAGGAGCAGAUGCAAUACUGUGUGGAUAACCCAGAAGAGGUUAGCAAACUUGCUAAGGUGAAAGCUCAGGUUUCUGAAGUUAAAGGAGUUAUGAUGGACAACAUAGAAAAGGUACUUGACCGUGGGGAGAAAAUUGAGCUUCUCGUUGACAAAACCGAAAACCUUAGAUCUCAGGUAUGUUUGGAUUACCAUGCUUUUCUCCCUGGACAUGAGUUGGUCAUGUUUAGAUUUGAAAUUAGUAGACACUAGACAGGGUCAAGAUUUUCUGAAUCAAGGAAUUGUGCCCUUAAACCUGAUUGACAUUGUCAGACCCAGGUCAUGAAACUGUUGAUAGUGUUAUUAUCUGUUUCUUUCUCUCUUGAUUUUCAAAGAUGAGUUAUCACUUCUCUGAUUUGUCUCGUGUCUUUCUUAAAGCUGUGCUUGUUGGUUCUCUCUUUUCCAUAGAAAUAGAAAGCCUUCUCUCUCUUCUUUGUUAACUAUUCCCACUUGGUGAGUCUUUUUUAGGUGUUAAGUGUCUACUUCACUGCAGGCUCAAGAUUUCAGGCAGCAAGGGACCAAG
Molecule: messenger RNA, 1090 nt
Organism: Linum tenue
Lineage: Eukaryota; Viridiplantae; Streptophyta; Magnoliopsida; Malpighiales; Linaceae
Source: the annotation of a GenBank genome assembly